Messenger RNA from Coccomyxa subellipsoidea C-169, 2241 nucleotides. RefSeq lists its product as hypothetical. Gene Ontology annotation, molecular function: acireductone synthase activity; magnesium ion binding. The record is from RefSeq and is a predicted model, not a curated record. The transcript has 10 exons. Lineage: Eukaryota; Viridiplantae; Chlorophyta; Trebouxiophyceae; Coccomyxaceae. Bases 28 to 1470 code for a protein of 480 amino acids. Gene Ontology annotation, cellular component: cytoplasm.
GCUAACACUUCCCGUAGGUCUGAAAUCAUGGCGACUGUCGACGAAGCUAAGUCGCUGAUCAGCGAGAUGUGUCAGAACUUUUAUCAACAGGGCUGGGUGUCUGGCACUGGAGGUGGCAUGUCCAUCAAGGUUGCGGAUCGUAUUGUCAUGGCUCCUUCUGGUGUUCAGAAAGAGAGGAUGGUUCCCGAGGACAUGUUUGUGCUAAAUUCUUCUGGAGAAGUCCUUGAGACUCCGCGUGCAAGGCCUGCCCCUUACAGACCACCAAAGCUCAGCGAGUGCUCGCCACUGUUUAUGGCGGCAUAUGAAUUGCGAGAUGCAGGGGCUGUGCUGCACAGCCACUCCUUGAAUGCUGUGUUGGCCACUUUGAUUGACGAGUCAGCCAAAGAAUUCACAGUCACACACUUGGAAAUGAUCAAGGGCAUUGCUGGACAUGGGUACUAUGGCAACUGUGUGGUGCCGAUCAUUGAGAACACAGCCAGAGAAUGCGAGCUGACCGGACGGCUGCGACAGGCAAUACAGGAUUACCCCGAGUCCAACGCUGUGCUGGUGCGGCGACAUGGCGUGUAUGUGUGGGGCAAAGACUGGAUUCAGGCCAAGACUCAAGCGGAAUGCUACGACUACUUGUUUGAGGCUGCGCUGCGCAUUCGCUCCAUUGGCAUCAAUGCGAGCCUUCCUCCAACGCCCACCCCCCUGCAGAACGGACAUGCCCACACAAUGGCAGCCAAGCAGCCAAAAGCCAUCGUGCUGGAUAUAGAGGGCACUGUGGCGCCCAUCUCCUUUGUGACUGAGACGCUGUUCCCCUAUGCGCGCCAGCGCGUCAGGGAGCAUCUCAGCAGCACAUAUGACAGUGAGGAGACGCAGGCUGACAUUGCUCUUCUCAAAGAUCAGAGCGAGGAGGAUGUGAAGGCUGGCAAAGCGAGCACUUUAAUUCCAGCUGGCAGUGAAGGGAAGGAUGCCGUCUUGGAGGCGGCUGUGGCCAGUGUCUUCGCUCAGAUGGACGAGGACAGGAAGACCACUGCCCUCAAAAGCCUGCAGGGACACAUCUGGAGAGCGGGGUUCCGGCAGGGCGCCAUCAAGGCAGAGCUGUUCAGGGAUGUGCCAGACAGCCUGGUGAGCUGGCGCGACAUGGGCAUCAAGACCUACAUCUACUCCAGCGGCAGCCGCGAGGCCCAGAGGAACCUGUUUGGGCACACAGCUGCGGGGGACCUGCGCCCCUACCUCAGCGGCUUUUUUGACACACGCGUUGGAGCCAAGGUUGAGGCACAGAGCUACAAGGAGAUUGAGCUUUCACUCGGGGUGGAUGAGCCGUCUCAGAUCAUGUUUGCUACCGAUGUAUACGGAGAGGCUGUUGCUGCCAGUGAAGCUGGUUGGGAGGCUGUUCUGGUGGUGCGCCCUGGAAACAAGCCGCUGCCUUCUGAUGCCGCUGCUCGUUUCAGGAUAGUCGAGUCUAUGGAAGAGCUGCUUGAGUGAGGCAAAUCAGUAGAAACCUUGUGAACUGAUGCGCUGUUUACAAUGACAUGACUUGUGUUUGUUUGGAGCAACAACUGUGUCAACAGAGCCUUCGCUCAUUGACCCUGAAGACAUCAUUGCACCAGGGAACAAAAAGGUGACAAUUUUGAGGUAGACUGCCAGCUUCAGGCAGAAACUUCAGAAGUGACAAGUCCUCUAAACAUUUGAUAUACAUCUUCACUGUAUCAGCAUGUUUUGUACAAGCAAUGGCAGUUGCUCAGUGGUCCAGCUGCAGAUAGCUGGCCAACAAGUAUUCAACGCCUUAGAAAACCUCACUUUCAUCUCACUGCUGCCAAAAGCUGCAUCCGUUCUUGCAUUGCAACCUUGCAUGUCAAUGUCACACAGUGCCUAGGUAGAUCUCCAGAACGGUGGCACAAAAAGUUGCGAUUGAAUUUGCUUCCCUGUGAGACUCACAGUCGGAACAUUCAUUGCCAUACUUUGUGGUACUUCCAAAAACCCAAUCUGAUGUUUGUGGUCCUCUACAGCAUCUUAUCAGGCACCCGCACUUCUUGAGGCCUCCUUUCGCAACUUUGCAUCUGCUCUUUGCCGAGUCUCCAAUUUUUCCUUUGCUGCCUGGGCAAUCUGCCAGUUUGGUGCCUCUUCCAAGAGGCACUGCAAAUCUUCUCUGAAUCUGCUGUCUGAAGGCAGUGGCAUGGAGCUUGGAUGCCACCUGUCAGCAUUGUCCUCCGCCAAUGUCCAGUACCUUUCGCCUUCCCAAUCCAAAUGUGACAG